AUGAGUACAGGCGUGGAUGGAAAGGAGCCAAGUAAAGAAAAUAACUCAGAUUCACCAAAGAGAAAUGUAAUUAGAAAGUAUGGCAGAGCGCGUCCAGCAGAAGCAGCACAAGAAGUUAGCGCAACCAGUCAUUUCGCUCAAGAACAACAGCAGAAACCAUACGAAAGCAAUAUGUUAGAUAGUGAUGAUGAAGGCGGUGAAGACGCGUCUUAUGCUGAUCUAAGAAAGGAAUUGGGUAUUGGUGGAUGGAACGAUGAAGUUGAGGCUAUAGACGCGAUGCCAGAAGAGCAGCUGCGUACACUUCCAGCUAACCUAAUUGACGAGUUUGAUAGCGACGGCGAGGAAACUCAAAGUGCUCAUAAGGAGAAGGAGAAGGAGAAUGGAGAGGAUUUCAGUCUUUCCAUGGCAGAGCAACGUCAGCUAGUUGAGAAAGAGGAGGGGAGCACUGAUCACAAUCCUCAAGAGUCGCGUUUACCGCUGCCGUUUGAGGAAGAGGAAAUGGAUUUCACGGCUGACAGGAUCAAGAAGCCGAAGGGACUUAACAAGAAGGAAGUCGAUAAUUUACAUCGUGAAACAGCGAGGAUGGUCAGAGAUCAAAACGUCAGACUGGAAUCACGCAGCGAUAAGAUGACCUUAGCUGAUUAUUACGCAAAGCUAGCGAUAAAGAGAGGUCACGCUGAAAACAAGGCAGAAGAAACGGUCCAAGCUGAUGAGGAACAACCCCCAGAAACCACCCUACUCACAACAUCCAAAGACACACCAGCAGAGCACGCAAAGGCUGACAAAGAUUUAGAUCAUCAACCAGAAGAAGACAUUCUCGUGCAGCAAGACAUUGACGCGAAGAAGACACAACAAUCAGAAAAGUUAAGACAUCUCAAAGUCAAGGCUCUCGAAAGCGCACAUCAAAAGAGCCAACAACUUAAAAAAUCAAACAAAGAGCAAGACGUUGAUGAAGAUAUUGAAAUACUUGCAGAUGAGUCUGCUGUUGGUCCAGUCGCCCGUACUGCCGGUGCACGUUUGGGUGCUGGACAUGAAGACGCUACCAGUAAAAUGUCAGCUAAGCGUCGCUGGGAUAGUCGUGAAGCCCAUAAAAUCAGGAAGUUUGUUGGCAUUUCUGAGCGUGGUGGAUCAGGUGCCAAGAGGCGCAGAAGCAGUGAAGGCACACCAAACAAAAAGGGAAAAAUGCUCACGAAUGAGGAAUUAAUGGAGAGUAUCAGACAGAAGACACUUAAUCAGGAACUCCAAUUUAAGGAUCAUGUGGAAGAGCUCGAACGUGUGCGCAAGAAUAAAUACAACAUACCUAAACCCAAGACGGAGCUGUCUGAGCGCAUUGAUCCGGUAGAGGCGGCCAUUAAACGUGCUGAAAGAAAGUCGGAAAUAUAUGCUGAUAUUGGAGCUGAUGAUGGAGUAGACAGUGACGACGAUGCUGAGGACGAAGACUGGGCGGGAUCGGCUGAUGAAGAGGAAGAUAAGCCAGCGAUUGCAUCAGGCUCUGAACGAGGAUCAGAAGAACCUGACGAGAAUGAGAUAGAGAAGGAAAACCACUCAUCCUUCUCAUCUAAUGCUACGAGUGGCAGACCCGAAAACACUCGCAAACCUCUAGGAGAAGCAACCGGACAUGCCUAUGAUAAUGCCAGCGAUGAUAGCGACGGAGAAGUUCGCGGAUAUAGGCGGAUAAGGAGGAUUAUCAAUGAUGACAAGGAUGAGGAGCAAAAUGAGGCUAGUAAGAUUGAGGGUAGAUUGGAGUCACCAUUUGAAGAUAAUUCACAGCCUGAGUUUUACAUGAAUGAGGAUGGGCUGCUGACACAGUCGAAGCCGUCAAUGGAAUUCGCUGAGGAGGGUAUGCAAGUGGAUAGAACUGAAGAAGUCAAUCAUGGUAAUCAGCUCAGACGCAGAUCAUAUGUGAGUGAUAAUGACGAUGAGGGUUAUGUAGCGAGGAAGCCAAUGAGACAGACACAGCAAGCAACUCAAGCGACUCAACCAACCCAGGUAACGGAAGCAACUCAAGCAGCCACACAACCAGCCACAGAAAUCAAGACACAGCAGCUUACGCAAAUUGAACCAAUACCGACAAUGAAAGAAUCAACGCAAGCCACUCAAGCUAAACAAACCAUCCAAGCACCAGCCAGCCCAUCUUACAGCGACAGUGACAGUGAGCAAGAGCAACCACCAAAACCAUCGAGGAGUGCAUUCGAUACACUCAAGAAGGGAAUGAAGAGGCAGGAAGAGAGGCAGAAGCGACCAAUUGAUCCGCGCUACUUUGAAGCACAAGCUGAGAUAUCUGAUGAGGACAACCUGGUAGGAUUGAUUAGUGAUGAUGAAGAAGAUGACGAAAGAAACAAUCGCCAAUUAGAUGAGCUGGUGAAUGACGACAGGGUGGCACGGGAGACGCGCGACAAGCAGGAUAAGUUGGCUACCGAGAAGUACCAAGAGCAGUUAAAAGAGGACGAUGAACUGGAUAAGAAGGUAGCGCAAAAUGCUGCAGAUGGUCGGUAUAGAUAUAGGAGGAGACAUCGUAAUGAGGAUGGAUUGGAGAUGAGUAGUGAUGACGAUGAUAUCGAGUUCAUGAAGGCGCAGGAACAAUUGGCGACUAGGUUGGCAAAGAGAAGAAGGAAACAGGCUGGAGAAGAGCCGAUGGAGAGAUAUGCUCGUAAUCCUAGAACUGCUGCUUUCGUCGCUGCGUUCGAGGCGCCUGCGAAUGCUGAAGAUUUUGAAGCGGACUUUGAUGUGGAACAUACAGGUGGACCUUUGAUCGAGCAGCCGGAGCAUAGGAAGGAUAGUGAAAACAGUGCCAGCGACAGCGUAGAUGAGGAUGAGGAUAGUGAUGUAUCUGAAAGUACACAUCAAAAUGACAGCGUUAGGGUGAAAAAGCAGAUGACGUUGAAGGAAGAAGCAGCAGCAAUGCGCAAUUUCAUGGAAAGGAAACACGCGUACGAAAACAUACAGUCGAGCGACUCGGAAGACGAGAGCCAGGCUAUGCAGUUCGUCAGGAAGGGCGAUCCGGGUAAGCAGAAGCAGAAGCCGCGCAUCGAGAGGCGGGAGAAUGAUGACGAGGAUACUGUGCCGUCGUACGCCAAGGGUCGUAGACCGCUUUCGCCACGCUCGUUGAGCAAGUUGAAGAAAUAUGCGCAAGACGAAGGUAGUGGGGUCAACUACUCUGCUGGCGGGGGAAGGAAGGGAGUGACAUCGUUUUUGUCAGAAUCAAAUAGCGCUGGAGUUAAGAAGAAGCAUCAGAGUGCGUCCAAGACGAAGCCAUUGCAGUCGCAAUCGCAGCAGUCAUCGCAAUCGAAGCCAUCGUCCAAACUAAGUUCGUUCGGGAAGUGGAGUUGA
Messenger RNA from Wallemia ichthyophaga EXF-994, 3330 nucleotides. RefSeq lists its product as uncharacterized. The transcript has 7 exons. NCBI's taxonomy places the organism in Eukaryota, Fungi, Basidiomycota, Wallemiomycetes, Wallemiales, Wallemiaceae. The record is from RefSeq and is a predicted model, not a curated record. Bases 1 to 3330 code for a protein of 1109 amino acids.